Messenger RNA from Dalotia coriaria, 2725 nucleotides. Its product is annotated as transcription factor SOX-2-like. Gene Ontology annotation, molecular function: DNA-binding transcription factor activity, RNA polymerase II-specific; RNA polymerase II cis-regulatory region sequence-specific DNA binding. The coding region runs from base 304 to 1470 and encodes 388 amino acids. The record is from RefSeq and is a predicted model, not a curated record. Gene Ontology annotation, biological process: anatomical structure morphogenesis; cell differentiation; regulation of DNA-templated transcription. NCBI's taxonomy places the organism in Eukaryota, Metazoa, Arthropoda, Insecta, Coleoptera, Staphylinidae. The transcript is spliced from 5 exons.
GCCAGCACAACCGACACACAGAGACACCGCCGCCGCACCACAUUCUAUAUCGUGUCCGACGGCCAACUAGAUAAUAUCGGGCAUUAAUCGUUCACCUGUGCGACCCGCGCAACAGCUGUGUGGACGUCAACCGCGUGAUAAACAGAUAAACAAUAAUAAAACGCGAGACUUGUGACUUUUUAAAAGAAACUUUCAGUGCGUGACUUUGGUGAUUAGUGAAUUAGUGAAUUUAGCGAUAAACAGGACUCAAACGGCUUCAAAAUUGAUCUGGACCUACAUCGACAGGCCACAAGUGGCCAUUUUAUGAGGUCGCAGAUGUGCGAAGGGGGCUUCAGCGCCGCCGAGGGGUUGUCGCGGAUGGCAAGCCUCGGCGGAGCGGCUGGUGCGCUCGGCAUGCCGCAGUCGAUGGCGGGCGCGCCGCAGGCAAUGGUCAAGAAGCAGGAGGAUCACAUCAAGCGACCCAUGAAUGCCUUUAUGGUGUGGUCGCGCCUGCAGCGGCGGAAAAUCGCGCAGGAGAAUCCCAAGAUGCAUAAUUCGGAAAUAUCGAAACGACUGGGUGCUGAAUGGAAAUUAUUAACCGAAGAUGAAAAGCGACCCUUCAUCGACGAAGCAAAGCGAUUACGCGCAAUGCACAUGAAGGAACACCCCGAUUACAAAUAUCGGCCACGUCGCAAGCCAAAAACACUGCGAAAAGAAGGCUAUCCAUACUCAAUUCCGUACCCGUCGGUACCAAUGGACGCACUUCGCGCUGGAAUGGCAGCCAGCGGCAUGGGGCAAUCGAUGGCAUCGUACUACAAUCCAUCAGCGGCGUACGGCUCCCUCAGCGCGGCGUCGAUGGCGGCUGCGGCGGCGGCGGCUCAGCAAACGGCGGCGAUGUCAGCAUCAUUGGGAUCUUCAUCACAGGUGGUGAGUUCAAUGGAUGCGAUGAAAUACUCGAUGGAAGCAGACAAAUACCGCUCGCCGUACAUGCCGCCCUCCACCCUCGCGAUGUCAAUGUACUCGGACCCCAAAUACAUGGACUCACAAUCGAAGAGCUACUUGGAGCGCGGCUACCUUGACUCCACAUCCGCCCUGACCAAAGCCUACUUUGAAUCCUCCAAGAUGUACAUGGAUGGCAAAUACAACUGCGAUCAAACACGUCAGACUUACCCGGGUCUGGAUAUAGGCAAGGUGUAUUCGGAUAACAACAACCAACAGCAGAAUGCAAUGGCAUCGCCGCGUAGUUCCGAUUCUCCGAAUGAUGUGAAACCGUUGGAGCGACAAGAUGCGGCGAGUACGAGCAGUUCAACGACAACAUCAUCGGCGGGAGCAUCACCUGGAGGUCUGCCGGCCUACUAUCCUAAUCCAAAUGGCAUGCAGCAAAGUGGUGCGAUGCCACCUGGAUUGCUCCCAAUGGCUCAGUAUGCUGGGCAGUAUCCGGCGCAAACCCCCGGCACCGAGUUUCGAAGACCGCUGACUGUAAUAUUUUGACCUGAUCGGUUAUGAGGCGAGUAAGGAAGCCAGUGCGGGAAAUCAAAACGUAGGAUACGAAUUGAGCAGCCGGGCGAAGGAUAGUGGUUCAUCUUUGUGCGCGUUGCAAUAUAGGCCUUACAUUCGUAGUUAAACAUUUUGGCGAACAAGUAGGCAUCUCCUAAAGAUGAACGUGUACAUUUUGUAUAUAGAUAGAUUUAUUUUAUUUAGGUAUAGAUGGGCGUAUAAGUGAAGCAUACCGGUCUAAAGCAGUGACAUUUGUCAUUAUAUUGUAAAAAUUGAUUAAAUACUCAAAAACAGCAUGUGGUAUUAAAGUUUGCAUCAAUAUUAUUAAAAAUAUGGUUUAAUAUUUAUUUAUAGAGAAAGUUUUGGGCUAAAAAUCAAGAAUACGUGAAAACUGCUGAAAUUUUAAACGAUUUUGAAUUGAACAUAAAAAUUGGAUUCAAAGUUUUUCCAUUGAUAUUCAUUGAAUAAUGAGUUUAUACUAAUUAGAAAUUUUCUGGUAUUUUUUGCACAAUCAAAAACAGCGUCAAAAACAUAAUUAGAUUAUGUUUUCUUAAAUAUUUUGUUAAAAAUUUAAUUUUAAUGUUAAAUUUUAAUUUAUUUUGAAGCAGAAUUUAAUAUUGAAUUCAGUUAUUAAUAAAUUAUUAUAAAUAUUGAAAUAGUUUCUGAGUAAUUAAUUAAUAACUGAAAAUAAUUUUUCAAUGUCAACUUUAGACCGGCGACACUGCACAUAUGCUGCUCCUUGUAUAAAAGUUUUAAGUUUCAGAACGGAUUUCUGAACUUUGUCACUCGUUUGUGAUUGUGAUUCUUUAAUUGUUGCUAUAAUUUAUAUUUUUUAAUGGGUUUGUCUCUUCGCUACUCCUACUAUACAUACGAUUACUAUUAUCGCGCUAAGCCCAGUAAUUACACGCGUAUUAUUAAAUGAAAGAAAUCGUUUCUGUUGUUCGAUUUACGUGCGUAGCCGCAAUAAGAGUUUUACUAGUGAUGUAAUUAAACACAUGCAAUGACAGAGCACACACACGGACACACAUCGACACAGCCACACAUGAUAACACACAUGAUAAACCUAUAUUUAAUGCUAAACAAAACGUAAUUACGACUAUAUUUAAAGGUAAAACAUGCUGCGAAUGCUGCAAGUACGCAAAUAAGGUGAAUUAAAGUAACGUGUAAGAGAAUAUGUAAUGAUAUGUUGGAUAUAUGCGAGACGAGACGAUGAAUGAACAUAAAGAGAAUAAAAACGAAUUGAAAUUGA